Messenger RNA from Myxocyprinus asiaticus (Chinese sucker), 2286 nucleotides. RefSeq names its product serine/threonine-protein kinase MAK-like. Gene Ontology annotation, molecular function: ATP binding; protein serine/threonine kinase activity. The record is from RefSeq and is a predicted model, not a curated record. NCBI's taxonomy places the organism in Eukaryota, Metazoa, Chordata, Actinopteri, Cypriniformes, Catostomidae. Bases 270 to 2252 code for a protein of 660 amino acids. Gene Ontology annotation, biological process: protein phosphorylation; intracellular signal transduction; intraciliary transport. The transcript has 16 exons. Gene Ontology annotation, cellular component: cytoplasm; nucleus; cilium.
UGUCGCGAAUGUUGGUUGUCAGGGUGGAGAUGGAUCACGCCUCUUUAGUAGAGAGAUAAACUCGCAUGAUUACUCUGCAAAACACAUUCAUGUUUACACGCUCAGACAACGACAAAAAGGGAGGAGUGCCAUCACAACGGUGCCAACAGUGGGAUGGAGUGGCGUUCACUGAUUGACUUCUCUUAAGAUCAUCUACAGGACAGGUAUGAUAGAGUAAGAAAGAGAGACAGCCGUCUGUCAGUACUGUGUUUCUUAGGAUAAAGGUAAAGAUGAAUCGUUACACCACACUCAAGCAGCUGGGUGAUGGGACCUACGGCAGCGUCCUGAUGGGGAAAAGCAACGAGUCUGGAGAACUAGUGGCCAUCAAAAGAAUGAAGAGGAAGUUCUACUCCUGGGAGGAGUGCAUGAAUCUCAGAGAGGUCAAGUCACUGAAGAAGCUGAAUCACGCUAAUGUGGUUAAGUUAAAGGAGGUGAUACGAGAGAAUGAUCAUUUGUACUUCGUCUUUGAAUAUAUGAAAGAAAACCUCUACCAGCUGAUGAAAGACAGGGAAAAUAAGAUGUUUACUGAGAAUGAAAUAAGGAACAUCAUGUUUCAAGUUAUCUCUGGUUUGGCAUUUGUACACAAGCAUGGAUUUUUUCACCGUGACAUGAAACCGGAGAAUUUGUUGUGUAUGGGUCCAGAGCUGGUGAAAAUUGCUGACUUUGGAUUGGCUCGAGAGAUCCGCUCACGGCCUCCUUACACGGACUACGUCUCUACACGAUGGUACCGUGCUCCAGAGGUGCUGUUGAGAUCGCCGGUGUACAGUUCUCCCAUAGACAUCUGGGCCUUGGGCUGCAUUAUGGCUGAACUCUACACGCUGCGUCCGCUGUUUCCUGGCAACAGUGAGGUGGACGAGAUCUUCAAGAUCUGUCAGGUUCUUGGUACAGUAAAGAAGACUGAUUGGCCGGAGGGUUAUCAACUCGCUGCUGCAAUGAAUUUCCGCUUCCCUCAGUGUGUUCCUACACCGCUGAAAACCCUGAUCCCCAAUGCCACCAAUGAGGCUAUAGACCUGAUGAGAGACCUGCUGCAGUGGGACCCAAAGAAAAGACCCUCUGCUGCAAAGGCGCUCAGAUAUCCCUACUUCCAAGUGGGACAAGUGCUGGGUCCCCAUCCCAUGACCCCUGAUGUCCGGAAGGCUCAGAUAAAGAUGGCCCAGCCCAGUGAACCCAGAUCAGAGCUGCAGUCUGUGUCAGAACCAGUGCUGUCAUCUCACACUAAAGCCCAGAGAAGAACCUCCCAUCAGCCACUGCAGCAGAUUCCUUUACCUCAGUCUCUCUGUCAGACAGAACUCUCAGCCGACCAGCUCACCCCAUACACACACAGGGUGGUUGGGGGGGAGAACAGUUUGAUUGGGCUGAAGAACGGACGGAGGAGAUGGGGACAGACCAGCAUGAAACCCUCUGACAGCUGGGAUGAGUCUGAGUGCUCUGAUACCGCAGUAUCCCUCUCGAAAAAACCCAGCAAAGGCCCUGAAGAUGAGAAAACCACUCCACAGCCCAAGGACCAGAAACCCCUUUAUACGUUUAGCACCGUAACCAAAUUACCAAACCCCAGCCGACUGAACCAGCCUGACUCUUGUCACCAGAGCACCUCCUCAGCCAGACAGCAUUACCUGCGCCAGUCCAGAUACCUGCCAGGGUUAAUAAGUAAGAACACACCGUCUGUGAGCAACAAGGAGUCAGAUAAAGAUUUAUGGGACACAUCAGCUCUCAUGACCAAACCUUUCGCUCCCAUUGGAGGAGCUCCAUUGUCCAGAAUCAGCCCAGCGGAAAGCGGCAGUAAAGCGACAGAUAAACCUAAAGAAAGGACACUAGAUAAAAGUGAACAGGUCAAAGGAAACUUUGUAACCACCACAUACAAUCUGUCUGGAGGAUACAUCCCAUCAUUCCAGAAGAAGGAAGUGGGAUCUAUAGGACAAAGGAUUCAACUUGCCCCUCUCGGAAACCAGCAUGCACUUGAUCUCUCAGCCACUGCUGACACUAAAGCUGGCAAAGUUACAGCUUCAAAAUCCAAACCCUCCUCUACUGUUUCAGUCAAUGAGAGCUCUGAAGAUUAUGAUGGAUGGAAAAGGAGAGGUGACAGAACCCAACUCAAAGGAAGCAGUUACUCAGCGCUGAGCAAAAAUUCUGCCAAUCUCCUCACUCGCGCACCACCAGUUCAGUCUGUGCACGGACGAGUCGAUUGGGCCGCAAAAUAUGGAAGUCAUCGCUAGUGCAUGUCAUGCGAGCAAGAGCUUCCUAAUAAGU